ACCAGAAUCACUCACUUUCAAUUCAAACAGACACACCAGUAGUAGCAGUGUUUCUUAAACUCUAUAAAUUACUAUUCUCUUCCUCAAGUGGUGUACUAUUAUUAGAAACAAAAAUAGAAAUGGAAAUGGAAAUGGUGGAGGUCUCAACAACAUCGUCAUCAUCAGCUGUUGUUGUUGUAGUAGUAUUAUUAGUCAUAAUUAGUGUGACAUGGUGGUUUUACAGAGUAGUGAAUUGGGUGUGGUUGAGGCCUAAAAGGCUUGAAAAGUGCCUCAGAAAACAAGGCCUUCGGGGGAACCCUUACAGGCUUCUGUACGGAGACCUGAAAGAUAGCUCUAUAAUGAUCAGCCAAGCCAGGUCCAAACCCAUCAAUCUCUCAGACGACGUCGUUCCUCGGAUAUUACCUUUUCCUCAUCACACAAUCAACAAUUAUGGUAAAGAUUCAUUUAUGUGGAUUGGACCAAUACCAAGAGUGAACAUCACAAACCCGGAAUAUUUGAAAGAUAUUUUUAUGAAAAUCGGCGAUUUCCCAAAACCACAUUCCAAUCGACUUUUUCAGUUUCUAGCUAGGGGCCUAGCAGAUUAUGAUGGCCACAAAUGGGCCAAACAUCGGAAAAUUAUCAAUCCGGCUUUCCACGUCGAGAAGUUAAAGGAUAUGGUGCCAGCAUUUUAUCUAAGCUGCAGUGAAAUGUUGAAGAAAUGGGGGCAAUUAAUGGAUGGAAGUGCGAAAGAAUGUUGUGAGGUAGAUGUGUGGCCUUACCUUGAAAAUUUGACUGGAGAUGUCAUUUCUCGGACUGCUUUUGGGAGUAGCUACGAAGAAGCUCGAUCCCUUUUCCAACUCCAGAAAGAGCAAGCUCAACUUGUUGUAAAGGCCAUGCAAUCUGUUUAUGUUCCCGGAUGGAGAUUUGUGCCAACAAAGAUGAACAAGAGGAUGAAACAAAUCGACAGUCAAGUACGAACUGUUUUGAAGGACUUGAUCAAUAAAAGAGAGAUUGCAAUGAAAGCCGGAGAAGCUCCCAACGAUGACUUGUUAGGCAUACUCAUGGAGUCCAAUCUCAAGGAGAUUCAGGCACAUGGGAACAACAACAACGUUGGACUUAGUAUUAGAGAUGUGAUUGAGGAAUGUAAGUUGUUUUACUUUGCUGGCCAAGAGACCACAUCGGUCUUACUCGUUUGGACUAUGGUCAUGUUAAGUAGGUUUCCUCAUUGGCAAGCUCGCGCUAGAGAUGAGGUUUUGCAAGUCUUUGGCGAUAACACUACUCCGGACUAUGAUGGCCUAGCACGCCUCAAAGUUGUUACUAUGAUUUUUUACGAAGUUCUAAGGCUUUAUCCACCCGUAGUUUUGCUGGUUCGAACUGUUGACAAGCAAACACAGCUUGGAAAUUUGUCACGGCCAGCAGGGGUACAAGUGUCCUUACCCACCAUCCUUGUCCACCAUGAUACCGAGCUGUGGGGAGAAGAUGCCAAGGAGUUCAAGCCGGAGAGGUUCGCAGAAGGAGUUUCCAAGGCCACCAAAGGCCAGGUUUCCUUCUUGCCCUUCGGCUGGGGGCCUCGCAUCUGCAUCGGCCAAAACUUUGCCUUGGCUGAAGCCAAAAUGGCCAUGGCCUUGAUUCUACAACGCUUCACUUUUGAGCUCUCACCUUCCUAUGCUCAUGCUCCUGCAACCGUUGUUACCCUUCAGCCACAAUAUGGUGCUCACCUAAUUCUACAUAAAUUAACGUAAUAUUAGUUGUACCUCUAUCCUAUUCAUAUGCAUAUACCACUAUAUGUUUAUGUAUAUGUAUAUAUAUAUAUGUGUGUUUAUACUGCUAGCUUUGUAUAGCUUGAUGCUACUAUACAACACAUAAACAGUUGCUUGAAAAUUAAUAAUGAGAAUAGCCUUUACAUUUUUACUCA
This is a messenger RNA of Humulus lupulus (European hop), 1894 nucleotides long. RefSeq names its product cytochrome P450 CYP72A219-like. The transcript is spliced from 5 exons. The coding region runs from base 120 to 1721 and encodes 533 amino acids. The record is from RefSeq and is a predicted model, not a curated record. Gene Ontology annotation, molecular function: heme binding; monooxygenase activity; iron ion binding. NCBI's taxonomy places the organism in Eukaryota, Viridiplantae, Streptophyta, Magnoliopsida, Rosales, Cannabaceae.